AUGAGCACUCACUCCCCUACAUCGCAUGGCCCGGUCAAGGAUCCAAAUGGCGAUCUUGAAGCCAAUCCACGCCCAUCAACCAGUUCCUCAUUCCCAACAUCUAUGUAUCCGGAUAGCCUUCAUGCUCGUCUAUCACAUUUUACUUGGGGCUGGUAUACUCUGUCGAUGGCGACUGGGGGCCUAGCACUCCUCCUGCAUCCCAACACACAACCUCACGAUUUCAGCGGCCUCCUCACGAUCGGCAAGGUCGUCUUCAUCAUCGACCUUGUGCUAUUCACGACUAUAACAGCCGCUAUAACCUGUCGCUUCCUGAGCAACCCUGGCACCUUCCAGGCUUCACUCACCCACCCGACCGAAUCCCUGUUUGCUUCAACUUCCUUGAUCUCCCUCGCCAGCAUAAUUGCCAGCAUCGCUCACUACGGCAUUCCGGAAUGCGGUCCUUGGCUGAUCACCGCCGUCCGUGUUGUUUUCUGGAUAUUCUACGCUGUGAGCUGGCUAUCAGCCAUUGUGCAAUACGUACACCUCUUUACCAACCCCAGCUUGCGCAUUCAGGACAUGACUCCAGCAUGGGAUCUGCCCAUCUUCCCGGUCAUGCUUACAGGCACGGUGGCCUCCGCUGCAGCGCCGUUCCAGCCUGCGUAUCAGGCCGUGCCCAUGAUCGUAGCAGGAACGCUAGCCCAGGGCCUUGGCUUCUUGGUCUCCAUACUCAUGUAUGCCAGCUACCUCCGGCGUAUGAUCCAGUACGGCUUCCCGUCCCCAGGCUCAAGGCCUGCCAUGUUCAUCGCCGUUGGUCCGCCGAGCUUCACCGGUUUGGCACUCAUCGGCAUGGCGAACGCCUGGCCAGCCGACCACUACGACUUUUUUGGUGACGCAGAGAUGACGCGCGUGGCACUACGUAUCAUCAGCUUUGUGACGGCCGUCUUCAUCUGGAGUUUGGGCUUCUGGUUUUUCUGCAUUGCCGUGGCGAGCACGCUGAUGGUGGCGAGGGAGCUCAAGUUCAAGCUGAAUUGGAAUGCCUUUGUGUUUCCGAACGUGGGAUUCACCAUAGCUACAAUUGAAAUCGGACGCGUGCUAAGGAGUGAAGGAGUCUUGUGGUUGGGCAGUGUGAUGACUGUUUUAUUGGUAGGGCUAUAUCUAUUUGUCCAGGUGAUGUGUGUGCGGGCAGUGUUGAACAAGACGAUACUGUUCGAGGGCUGUGAUGAGGAUGUAUAUCACACAGAAAGAAAAGUCAAGAGUGAGAAGCGAGCGGCCACCGGUGGGACCAUCGGCGGCAACGAGAAGGAAGAGUAG
Molecule: messenger RNA, 1290 nt
Organism: Cyphellophora europaea CBS 101466
Lineage: Eukaryota; Fungi; Ascomycota; Eurotiomycetes; Chaetothyriales; Cyphellophoraceae
Exons: 1
Coding region: 1-1290 (429 amino acids)
Biological process (GO): malate transmembrane transport
Cellular component (GO): membrane
Molecular function (GO): malate transmembrane transporter activity
Source: RefSeq, a predicted model, not a curated record